UGCUUGUGGUUCAAUGUAGAGGCGAGUAGUCGCCCCUUCAGGCUGGGUUGAGUUGUGAACCUUGUGUAUUGGGGGUGAAGGAUCUUAAGUCUGUCAUUGAGAGAGGCGGCGAGAUCAAACUCCCCGUGCCGAGCUAUAAGAGGCGGGCGGAUACUCUGAGUCGCCAGUUUCUCCAACUGCCCAGCAGCCGGCACUGACAGCGGCUCCACGAUCCGUUCCAGAUGGUUUCCCUCCUCGUCCUCCUCCUGAUCUCCGCCCCACUUCUUGAGGCCGCCGUUUGGCCCGGGGUGCCGGGGCAGGAGCGGGAUACCCUCCGCCGCUUCCUGGACAGAGCUCAGGCCGUCCCCGCUGAGCGAGGGCCAGCGAGCCCGGCCAUCAGACCCCUCUAUCCCUUCUACAUGAUCCAACUGUACAAGGCGGUGACUGGCAGAGGCGGCAGAGACCUCUCUGCCCAGGACCAAACGGCGGUUCAAGAAGCAGACGAGGUGAUCAGUCUGGUGGCCAAGGCUUGGAAUCACAGCGGAGAUGGUUGGGUUAUCGAUUUUGACAUGACCUCCAUUUUGGCCCACGAGACGGUGCAGUUUGCCGAGCUGAGGGUUCGUCCGCCCCUGUCUUCCGCCUGCCAAAACACCACGGUGACCAUCAGCCACAGCCGCGGCUACAAGUGCGACGGCAACGCAACUUGCCGCGACCGCUCGGCUCUCGGCUCCUUCGUGGCCAACCCCGCCGGCUCCAGGUCGGGCUGGCAGAUCUUCAACGUCACGGGCCUCCUCAACAACUGGCUGAGCCCAACGUCACUGGAGGCACCCUGGCACUGGGACGCUCGCCACCCUCCCGCCGAAGGGUGCCAGAAGGCCGGGGAGUGGCGGCAGCGCCCGCCGGCAAAGCCCGGCAAACCGGGGGCCACUGACGGCCGGAGGAAGCCACCCCAGCGCGGCGCCGAGCAGAUCAUGAUGGUGGUGUUCCUCAAGACCAACAGCACCGGGUUUGGAGGAGCCACCUCCACUCUGCUCAGCACGGUUCAGCGCUCACAGUAUCGACUCAGCGCCAAGAGCAAGGAGGACACGGCCACCAAGAGGCAAAAGAGGAACAGGAUGGAAAGGCUGAACAGAGGCAACAGCACCAUGGAGCUGAGGAGGGGCCAGUCCUUGUGUCGGAGGAUGGACAUGGAAGUCAACUUCGACCAGAUAGGAUGGGGCAAAUGGGUCAUUUACCCCAAAACCUUCAAUGCCUACCGGUGUGGCGGGGAAUGCCCAUCACCAGUGGAUGAGACUUUCAUGCCAACUAACCAUGCGUACAUGCAGAGUUUGCUGAAGUCCAUCAACCCAGAGCGAGUGCCCUGCACAUUGUGUGUCCCCAUCAAGAUGAGCCCCUUGUCAAUGCUGUACUACAAGGAUCAAGAGGUGGUACUGAGUCACCACAAGGAUAUGAUUGUGGAGCAGUGCGGCUGUCACUAGCGAAGAUGUACAAAACACCGUCUGAUGUUUUAAAAUUAUGUCAUGUAAAUAACGAAAUGCACUAUAUAGUCUACGAAAUAUAUUUUUGUAUAAACCCAAUAAAUGUGAUGUGAAAUAUCUUUAUUGUGCUGAGUAGAAAUAUGGUACAGCAAUAUAUUAGAAUGGGAUCCUAAAAAAGACAAUAAGAGUUGGGCCAUUCAGCCCAUUGAGUCUGCCUUGCCAUUUAGUUAUCAGCAUCAUCAUCAUUGAUGAACACAUCAACGGGCACGGUGCCUUACAAUGCUAUGUACGACAGCGAUCGCAACUUCUACUGAAGUGUGGAUGGCCGUUGGCUCGCUAGGAGCUCAUCCGCCCUUUGACAGGUCUUAGUUUUGGUCCUGCUGGGGGUCCACAGCCCCCUCCUCACCUGGCAAACCAGGUGGGAGAGAUGGUUUAGUUGCCGACUAUACGACCAUGGAGCAGGUAGCACGGGAUUACAUGGUACCCGUGGCG
Molecule: messenger RNA, 1949 nt
Organism: Leucoraja erinaceus (little skate)
Lineage: Eukaryota; Metazoa; Chordata; Chondrichthyes; Rajiformes; Rajidae
Product: nodal homolog
Exons: 3
Coding region: 222-1457 (411 amino acids)
Biological process (GO): SMAD protein signal transduction; BMP signaling pathway
Cellular component (GO): extracellular region
Molecular function (GO): type I activin receptor binding; growth factor activity; cytokine activity
Source: RefSeq, a predicted model, not a curated record